GACUGCGGAAGAGAAGUGGCGGACCCGAGAAAUUGCUCUGCAAAUCUUCUCAUAUUUUCACUUUCACUCGCAAUUAUCUCAUCCAUCAAUUUUGGACCAUCCUGUAUUUAACACUGACACUAUGUUUUAGCAAAGGUGUGUAAUGGAUUAGACUAGGUAGAGUAAUGGAUUCGCCGUGUUCCAUCAUCUUCGCUGUGUUGGCUCUUUGCCUGUCUCUUCCAACUAUCUCCGCUGACAGCAAAUUUGGUUGCCUGUUUGAGGAUGAGCUCUGUACACCUUACGAGUUCUGCGCUAACGACAGAAUGUUUGGAAGGUGUCUGGAGUUACCUAGUGCGGACCUAUACACCUAUGAUGUGUCAGCCUCUGCUCUACAGCACCUGAGGACUCUCCUCCAGAAACUGUCCCACAGAGGGUUGACAUGGCAGGAUGCUACCACCCAGCAGGUGAUCUCCAGAGAGCUUUCCAAGAUACGCAAGGUUCCUAUCCGAAGGCCGGAACCCCCUUCUGCCUCCCUGACACUCUAUGGUGGAGCCAGGAAGCUCAAGACUGGAAAGGGAGAGCUUGGUGUCCAGAAGUACCUGCAAGAGCUUGGUCUCCUUCCCCAGUCUGUUGGCACUGCUCGCCAGGGGCCCCAGCGAGAGGGCCCCCUCACCAAGAAUGAAGACUUCCAGCCCAAGAAGGGAAAGUCUACAUUCUAUAGUCUACAGUCUGCAGAACCACCCCAGGGGGGUAAGGUCUUCACACAGGGGGCCGUGGGGAGCUGGAGACCCCCAGUGGAGACAGCCUACUCCAGCCAGGAGCCUGGGAGUGCCAGGGGAAAUGCCAAGGGGUUGACUGCCCAGCUGGAGCGCUACCUGGCUGGGGCAGCACACAUCCAGAGCCGCCCUUUACAAGGGGCAGUGGUGGGAUCAGUGGUGGGACCCAAGGGGAAGCUCCACUAUGUCAGCUAUGUCAGCCCUGUACGCUCUGGUGAUCAGGUGGAACCCCAGACACGACUUGGUGGUAGUGCCUCCAAACCUCCAAGGCCCAACAUAGACAGGCUUCUCUUCAAGGCUGCUUCCAACCAUCAGGUGCCCAAGGAACAGCUCAGUACAGUGGAUGAACGGUUCAUCCAGAACGUGGUCAACCAGCUGGGGAGGCAGAGAGUGAACAUGGACGGUUUGAUGGGUAAAGACCUGAACCAGCUGGCAGACAUCAUCUCUGAGGCCCUGCAUGUGGUGGAUGGGGAGGGGCCCGGGGCCAGAGCUAAGCCCAGGGUCAUGGCACCCAUACGGGACAGGCAGAUGAAGAGAGAGCCCUUACCUUCCAAGGAUCAAGAUGAGGAGGACCAAGACGACAUGUUGGGGCAAGAUGCAAGGCUUCAAGGGCAACCAAUGGAGGCUGCAGACUCUGAGCCAGACAACAAGGACCCAAUCUUCGUCAGUAAGCUGUUGGAGUACCUCAAUAUGGAACCCUUCAGUGAUGAGCCAGAUGCCCAGAUGGAGGUUGAUGGUGCUGGGGCAGCAGGCGGCCCCUCUAUUGAGGGCCAGAGAACAGUGGGUCUGGAGAAUGUGAGAAGCAGGACCUCACAGGGCCAGGUGCCUGUACCACACCCCUGGGAGGAGAGGAACAUGGCCAUAGGAGGAGAGGAUAGAUCUCCAGACCAACCAAUGGAUGUCCAGGCUUCUGAAUCCAUGGUAGACUCCGAGGUGGAGAGGUGGAUCCACGGUACCAAAGCUCCUCCUCCUCUGGAGGCUGAGACAGACCUCUUGGCAGAUAAACCACAGAAGAAGAAUCUCCUAGCAGAGCCACAGAAACAGGACAUGCGACUCCAGGAGGAGGAGGAGGUGGUGCAUAUGGGGGUCAAAGCUUACUCAAAGGCACAUGGAGGGAAAAACCACCUCGGCGACUUUGGCUACAUCAUUACAGACACAGCCUCCCUCACCUCUGACCAGGGCCUGGACCUGAUGGAACAUGUGGGUCGGAGGAUCAACCUCCAUGUGGCCAACAUUCUCCACCUCUCAGUGCUGGGUCCAGCUGUGACCUUCAGGGUGGGCUCCAACCCUCACAAUGUCAGCACUGCAGAUCUGGCCCACGUUGCAGUUCAGCAAAAGAAGCAGCUGGAGAAGGAAACUGGUGUGAAGAUCCUGGAGGCUGGUGUCAGUGAUAAGGGCAGCUUGAGACAGAUCCCGGUGGUCAAGGAGAGUCAUCUGGAGUCUGGUCAGUUCAUGGUCUUGACCAUCAUCUCCAUGGUCCUGAUCAUGGGGGCGCUGGCAGUGUCUGGCUGGCUCUUCUGCCUGCGCCACCGCUCCCACCUCCAACUGAAGGAGAAACUAGCCAGCCUAGGGACUGACACCAGCGCUGAUGCAACCGCAACCUAUCAGGAGCUGUGUCGCCAGCGGAUGGCUGUGCGGACAUCGGAGCGUCCGGAGCGUGCAGAGUGCCCGGAGCCUCUGCGGCGCCUCUCGCGGCUGAACAGCUCGUCUUCUCAGUUCAGCGACGGGGGACCCAUAGCCAGCCCCUCGGCCCGUAGCUCCACUUCCUCCUGGUGCGAAGAGCCUGUCCCUUCCAACAUGGACAUCUCCACCGGCCACAUGAUACUGUCGUACAUGGAGGACCACUUGAAGAACAAGAACCGCCUGGAGAGGGAGUGGGAGGCGAUGUGUGGUUACCUGGCUGAGCCCGGUGACUGUGACGUGGGCCAGGGCCAACACAACACCAAGAGGAACCGCUCUGACGCCGUGGUUGUCUAUGAUCAUUCCAGAAUCACCUUGAAGGCUGAGAAUAACCAUGGCAACUCGGAUUACAUCAAUGCUAGCCCAAUUAUGGACCAUGACCCGAGAAACCCCAUGUACAUCGCUUCACAAGGCCCUCUACCCUCCACCGUGGCUGACUUCUGGCAGAUGGUGUGGGAGAGUGGCUGUGUGGUCAUCGUCAUGCUAACGCCCCUGUCUGAAAAUGGCGUGAAACAGUGUCAACAGUACUGGCCAGACGAGGGGUCCAAUGUCUACCAUGUUUAUGAGGUGAACCUGGUGUCAGAACACAUCUGGUGUGAGGACUUCCUGGUCAGGAGUUUCUACCUGAAGAACUUGCAGACCAACGAGACACGCACUGUCACGCAGUUCCACUUCCUUUCCUGGGUGGAUCACAGCAUCCCUGACUCAGCCAGGACACUGCUGGACUUCCGUAGAAAGGUUAACAAGUGCUACCGGGGUCGGUCUUGUCCAAUAAUUGUCCACUGCAGUGACGGGGCUGGCCGAAGCGGAACGUACAUCCUGAUUGACAUGGUCCUGAAUAGGAUGGCUAAAGGUGCUAAAGAGAUUGAUAUUGCCGCUACCCUAGAGCACUUGAGAGACCAAAGAGCCGGCAUGGUCCAGACAAAGGAGCAGUUUGAGCUUGCGCUGACAGCCGUAGCGGAGGAGGUGAAUGCCAUCCUUAAAGCACUUCCACAGUGAAACUCGCCGCCGCCCCACACCGUGCCACGUCUCGCUGUCUAAACACGUGUUUUUCUGCCCACUCAAGUCUGUCAUCUCGCUUUUGUCCCAAAUGGCACCCUAUUCCCUACGUAGUGCGCAACCUUUGAACAGGGCCCAUAAGGGUCUGGUCAAAAGUGGUACACUAUAUAGGGAAUAGGGUGGUGCCAUUUGGGACAUACAUACCUAUCUUCUCUUGUUUCUCUCUCCUCUGAUUCUCGCUCUUGGUAUACUUAUGAAUGUUGUGCCAGAUACUUGACCGACCUGGUCUUCUUAAGUGUGAUGUAUUCCUUUUGCAGUUGUGUUCCUGUACCACUUACAGAUAGCUAGACAAAGUCAUGUGUGUUCUCUCUCUCUCUUUGUGAUCUGAAUAAUCUAUUAUACUCAGAAUCAGAUAAUUGGUUAUUGAUGUGUGAAGAAUAUGAUAUUGUAUUCAAGGCCUGAACAUCUGUGUCAUGUAUAUAGAGAAGAUGCUUCAAAGCACAAUGUCGAAGUGAUCUUUACUAUUAAAGUUCUGAACCACAUUCUAUGGCCCUGUUCAAAUACAUUGGAAAUGUAUCCUUCCUUCCUUGAGAAUCUGUAAGUGAUAUACACUACCGGUCAAACGUUUUAGAACACCUACUCAUUCAAGGGGUUUUUCUUUAUUUUUACUAUUUUCUACAUUGUAGAAUAACACAUAUGGAAUCAUGUAGUAACCAAAAAAGUGUUCAACAAAUCAAAAUAUAUUUUAUAUUUGAGAUUCUUCAAAGUAGCCAGCCUUUGCCUUGAUGACAGCUUUGCACACUUGUCAUUCUCUCAACCUGCUUCACCUGGAAUGCUUUUCUAACAGUCUUGAAGGAGUUCCCACACAUGCUGAACACUUGUUGGCUGCUUUUCCUUCACUCUGCGCUCCGACUUUUCCCAAAUCAUCUCAAUUUGGUUGAAGUCGGGUGAUUGUGGAGGCCAGGUUAACUGAUGCAGCACUCUCCUUCUUGGUAAAAUAGCCCUUACACAGCCUGGAGGUAUGUUCGGUCAUUAUCCUUUUGAAAAACAAAUUAUAGUCCCAUAAGCCCAAACCAGAUGGGAUGGCGUAUCGCUGCAGAAUGCUGUGCUAGCCAUGCCGGUUAAGAGUGCCUUGAAUUGUAAAUAAAUCACAGACAGUGCCACCAGCAAGGCACCCCCACACGAUAACACCUCCUCAUCCAUGCUUUACGGUGGGAACUACACAUGUGGAGAUAAUCUGUUCACCACACCGCGUCUCACAAAGACACGGCAGUUGUAAUCAAAAAUCUAUAAUUUGUACUCCAGACAAAAGGAGAAAUUUCCACCGGUCGAAUGUUCAUUGCAUGUGUUUCUUGGCCCAAUCUAGUCUCUUCGUCUAUUUGGUGUCCUUUAGUAGUGGUUUCUUUGCAGCGAUUUGACCAUGACAGCCUGAUUCACUCAGUCUCCUCUGAACAGUUGAUGUUGAGAUGUGUCUGUUACAUGAACUCUGUAAAGCAUUUAUUUGAGCUGCAAUUUCUGUGGAUAGUAACUCUAAUGAACUUAUCCUCUGCAACAGAUGUAACUGGGUCUUCCUUUCCUGUGGCGGUCCUCAUAAGAGUCAGUUUCAUUGUAGCGCUUGAUGGUUUUUGUGACUGCACUUGAAGAAACUUUAAAGUUCUUUACAUUUUCCUGAUUGACUGACCAUGUCUUAAAGUAAUGAUGGACUGCCGUUUCUCUUUGCUUAUUUGAGCUGUUCUUGCCAUAAUAUGGACUUUAUGGCAAGAACAGCUAUGGACUUUUACCAAAUUGGGCUGUCUUCCGUAUACCCCCCCUACCUUGUCACAGCACAACUGAUUGGCUCAAAUGCAUUAAGAAAUUCCACCUAUUAACUUUUAAAAAGGCACACCUGUUAAUUGAAAUGCAUUCCAGGUGACUACCUCAUGAAGCUGAUUGAGAGAAUGCCAAGAGUGUGCAAAGCUGUCAUCAAUGCAAAGGGUGGCUAUUUGAAGAAUAUAAAAUAUAAAAUCUAUUUUGAUUUGUUUAACACCCCUCGAAGAUCUCCCUAGAAAGGAAGGAACCUAGGAAGAAACCUAAAGGAACCAGGCUCCGAGGAGUGGCCAGUCCUCUUCUGGCUGAACCACCACCCUAUCGCUUUCCCCCAAUCCAACCGAUUCAUAUCUGUGACAACUUGAAAUAGGAAGGAAGUGUUUAAACAGGGCCUGUAUGUGAGGCUCGAUUUAGUCAGAUACGCUUUAGCUAAUAUCCGCAUAGCAGUUGUUUUGACUGUGUCGGAGGUGGAACUGCGUUAAGAGCUGUCAAAUCCACAAGCAGCUCCCGGCAUUAUACCUAAAGCGGACAAUGCCAUUGGCUGCGCAGUCGCAUGAACAGAAAUCCCAUGCAGCAAUGCAGUUCGAACCCUUGAAUGUGAGAUGUUAUUUUGUUGAAUGAUUUUUCAAUUCGAUCAUCAUUAUUUCUAUAUAGCCUACAAUGUCUCGUUGUGAACUUAUAACACGAUUGGGGCGGGUGUGGCUUCAUGACAAUGACUAAGAGCAGCUGCACGCCGAUUUCAUGGCUCCAAGGCAAUUCAACCUCCGACACAGCCAAAACAUCCGCUAUGUGGGUGUCUGCAAUCGCUGGUUAGUGCUUGAUCUGAUUUAAUCUAGUUGUUCUCUUGUGCAGACUGCUUUUGUUUGUUAUGUACAUUGUUUUGUAUAUUCAUUUAAUACCGUUAAUAUAUAAAAGCACUGAAAUGUAAUGAUUAUCAAUACAAUCAGUGUACAAAACAUGAAGAAGACCUUCCUAAUAUUGAGUUGUUUUGCCCUGUUACCCUCUGAAUGACAAACAUACACAAUCCAUGUCUCAAUUAUCUCAAGGCAUAAAAAUCCUUCUUUAACUAAGCUGUCUCCUCCCCCUUCAUCUACACUGAUUGAAGUGGAUUCAACAAGUGACAUAAAUAAGGGAUCAUAGCUUUCACCUGGUUAGUCUAUGUCAUGAAAAGAGCAGGUGUUCUUAAUGUUUUGUACGCUCAGUGUAGAGUGAGCAAUAUAGAUAUUAACAAUAUGAUGUGAUAUGAUUAACCUAAAUUAUAUUGGCAUUGUUAAUAUGUUUGUUUUGUCCUCUUAAUCGACAGAAUAUUGUGACUCAUGUGUACAGGUAAAGUCCAUGUAUAGAAUAUAAAUUAUUGGAAGCUUGUUGUGCUAUUAAAAUGUUUUACUGAACUUGUUAAUGAAAAUUAUAUAUUUUGUGUGGAAAGAAAAUUCUAUCAGAUUGAUAAUAAACCAUAGAACGGUUGACCAGACAUGUGUCUGUCAAUUGGUCCAAUACUGUAGAUCUUUCGAAAACAUUAAAAGGGCGAAGUACCAAUGGCAUUUGAUCAGCUGAAUAAAAGCCAGCUUCUUUUACCAGAGGGUGAUCAUUGACUGAAUGCCAUGCCUGAAAUAAAGAUGGAUACCCACACGCA
This is a messenger RNA of Oncorhynchus masou masou (cherry salmon), 6873 nucleotides long. Its product is annotated as receptor-type tyrosine-protein phosphatase N2-like. The record is from RefSeq and is a predicted model, not a curated record. Gene Ontology annotation, cellular component: synapse; secretory granule. The coding region runs from base 165 to 3434 and encodes 1089 amino acids. Gene Ontology annotation, biological process: regulation of secretion; insulin secretion involved in cellular response to glucose stimulus; protein dephosphorylation. The transcript is spliced from 22 exons. Gene Ontology annotation, molecular function: protein tyrosine phosphatase activity. NCBI's taxonomy places the organism in Eukaryota, Metazoa, Chordata, Actinopteri, Salmoniformes, Salmonidae.